Drosophila guanche is the source of this 366-nucleotide messenger RNA. RefSeq names its product keratin, type I cytoskeletal 10-like. The transcript has a single exon. The record is from RefSeq and is a predicted model, not a curated record. Lineage: Eukaryota; Metazoa; Arthropoda; Insecta; Diptera; Drosophilidae. Bases 1 to 366 code for a protein of 121 amino acids.
AUGCGUUCGUUCCCCUGUCUGGUAGUUGCUGCAGCUCUGCUGGCCAUCUGUGUGAGGGAAGCGCUGGCGGCAGAGCAGCCUCAGCCCCUGCUGGAUGAAGGAGGAGAUGUUGAUGUCGAUGCAUCAUUGGAGCGUGUGCGUCGUCAAGUUGGAAUAGUUGCCAUCGGCUUGGGUGGUUCUGGCGGAAGGCGUGGUGGAGGAGGAGGAGGAGGGCGCUUCGACGGUCCGUUUAGGAACAACUAUCGCGGCGGUCCCUAUGGCGGACCCUUCAAUGGUGGUCCCUUCUAUGGCGGCGGUCCCUUUGGCAAUCCCUACCAAGGUCGAAGAUAUGCUGGACGCUUUGGUGGCGACUUCUACGGUCGCUGA